Molecule: messenger RNA, 2343 nt
Organism: Cercocebus atys (sooty mangabey)
Lineage: Eukaryota; Metazoa; Chordata; Mammalia; Primates; Cercopithecidae
Gene: ERLEC1
Product: endoplasmic reticulum lectin 1
Exons: 15
Biological process (GO): endoplasmic reticulum unfolded protein response; retrograde protein transport, ER to cytosol
Cellular component (GO): endoplasmic reticulum lumen
Source: RefSeq, a predicted model, not a curated record
GCAGAGGAGGUUGUGGCGGUGGCUGGAAAAAGCGGUGGCGGAGGAUGGAGGAAGGAGGAGGCGGCGUACGGAGUCUGGUCCCGGGCGGGCCGGUGUUACUGGUCCUCUGCGGCCUCCUGGAGGCGUCUCGCGGCGGCCGAGCCCUCCCUCAACUCAGCGAUGACAUCCCUUUCCGAGUCAAUUGGCCCGGCACCGAGUUCUCUCUGGUCAGUAAUACCUUGUUAUAUAAAAAAACAAAUCACUUACUCGUCACUCCUGCCACUGCCAUAAAGAAACACUAUAAAUGCACCUACUUUCCCCUUGUCGACAGUGGGGACUGAGGUACACAAAAGGAUUAUAAAGGCCCUAAUCCAAGAGAACUUUUGGAACCACUAUUUAAACAAAGCAGUUGUUCCUAUAGAAUUGAGUCUUAUUGGACUUAUGAAGUAUGUCACGGAAAACACAUUCGGCAGUACCAUGAAGAGAAAGAAACUGGUCAGAAAAUAAAUAUUCACGAGUACUACCUUGGGAAUAUGUUGGCCAAGAACCUUCUAUUUGAAAAAGAACGAGAAGCAGAAGAAAAGGAAAAAUCAAAUGAGAUUCCCACUAAAAAUAUCGAAGGUCAGAUGACACCAUACUAUCCUGUGGGAAUGGGAAAUGGUACACCUUGUAGUUUGAAACAGAACCGGCCCAGAUCAAGUACUGUGAUGUACAUAUGUCAUCCUGAAUCUAAGCAUGAAAUUCUUUCAGUAGCUGAAGUUACAACUUGUGAAUAUGAAGUUGUCAUUUUGACACCACUCUUGUGCAGUCAUCCUAAAUAUAGGUUCAGAGCAUCUCCUGUGAAUGACAUAUUUUGUCAAUCACUGCCAGGAUCGCCAUUUAAGCCCCUCACCCUGAGGCAGUUGGAGCAGCAGGAAGAAAUACUAAGGGUGCCUUUUAGGAGAAAUAAAGAGGAAGAUUUGCAAUCAACAAAAGAAGAGAGAUUUCCAGCGAUCCACAAGUCCAUUGCUAUUGGCUCUCAGCCAAUCCUCACUGUUGGGACAACCCACAUAUCCAAAUUGACAGAUGACCAGCUCAUAAAAGAGUUUCUUAGUGGUUCUUACUGCUUUCAUGGGGGUGUUGGUUGGUGGAAAUAUGAAUUCUGCUAUGGCAAACAUGUACAUCAAUACCAUGAGGACAAGGACAGUGGGAAAACCUCUGUGGUUGUCGGGACAUGGAACCAAGAAGAGCAUAUUGAAUGGGCUAAGAAGAAUACUGCUAGAGCUUAUCAUCUUCAAGAUGAUGGUACCCAGACAGUCAGGAUGGUGUCACAUUUUUAUGGAAAUGGAGAUAUUUGUGAUAUAACUGACAAACCAAGACAGGUGACUGUAAAACUAAAGUGUAAAGAAUCAGAUUCGCCUCACGCUGUUACUGUAUAUAUGCUAGAGCCUCACUCCUGUCAAUAUAUUCUUGGGGUUGAAUCUCCAGUGAUCUGUAAAAUCUUAGAUACAGCAGAUGAAAAUGGACUUCUUUCUCUCCCCAACUAAAGGAUAUUCAAGUUAGGGGAAAGAAAAGAUCAUUGAAAGCCAUGAUAAUUUCUGUCCGACCGUGUCUCAUUAUAGAGUUCUCAGCCAUUGGACCUCUUCUAAAAGAUCGUAUAAAAUGACUCUCAAACACUUUGUGAAUAUAUAUGUGUAUAUAAGAGGUUAUUGAUAAACUUCUAAGGCAGACAUUUGGCUCGCUUUUUUUCAUUUUUAUUGUGUCUUAUAAACUGAUUGUUUUUCUUUGCUUGGAUACUGUGAUUCCAAAAUAAAUCUCAUCCAAGCAAGUUAGAGUCCAGCCUAAUCAAAUGUCAUAAUUGUUGUACCUAUUGAAAGUUUUUAAAUAAUAGAUUUAUUAUGUAAAUUAUAAUGUAUAUAACUAGCUAAUGAAGUAAAAUUCAUGAAGAAAGAAAUUGAUAGGUUUAAAUGAGAGACCAUGUAAAAUAUGUAAAUUCUAGUGCCUGAAAUCCUUUCAACAGAUUUUUAUAUAGCGACUGCUCUCUGCAAGGUGUUAAAGUAGAAACUGGGCACAUGGUAGAGGCUCACAUGGGAGUUGUCCUCACCCUUGUUAAUCUUAAGAAACUCUUAUUUAUAAUAGGUUGCUUCUCUCUCAGAACUUUUAUCUAUUUUUUCUUCUUAUGAGUAUGUUUACUCUCAGAGUAUCUAUCUGAUGUAGACAGUUGGUGAUGCUUCUCUGAGACUCAGAAUGGUUUGCUCUAACAAAACACUGUGCUGUAUAUCCCUUGUACUUGCCUACUGUAAUAUAGAUUUCACUUCUGAACAGUUUACAGCACAAUAUUUAUUUUAAAGUGAAUAAAAUGUCCACAAGCAGUGUUGUCAUGUA